Messenger RNA from Caenorhabditis angaria, 3160 nucleotides. Lineage: Eukaryota; Metazoa; Nematoda; Chromadorea; Rhabditida; Rhabditidae. The record is from the annotation of a GenBank genome assembly.
AUGACAAUUUUCGACUCGUCGCUUUUAUUUUUUAUAUUGUAAGUUAUACUUUUUAUGGGUGGUUUAUUGUGAAAAAUUGGGGAAAAAAUUGGAAAUUUUUUAGUUAGGCUAUCUACGAAUUUUUCGUGUAGACAUUUCUAUUUUCUUCAGGCUUUAGGGAUAACAAUUUAGGCUUCUGGCUUCAGGCUUAGAUUUUGCUCUAUAGAGCUAGAGGUAUUCAAGUUAGGCUAUCUACGCGUUGAAGCAUUAAGCUUAAAUCUAAAGCUUUAUGUUUAGGCUUCAGACUUCAGACAAGGUUGAAUAUUUUUGAAUCAGAGAAAAAUUUUGUUUGGAUUUUUCUUCAACCUAGAUAAAACUGCUCAAAAAUACAGAUUAAUUGAAAAAUUUUGCUAUAUACGGCAAAACGAGGUGUUUUUGUUUUUUCCACAGCCGUUUUUUCAUAGGCAUUUAAUUGAAAAAGGAUAAGAUGAAAAUAAAUAUUAUUGGGAAAAAAAACUAUUUUUUUUUGGUUAAGCCUAAGCAAAUAAAAUAGAGACUGAAGAAAAGCCUGAGUCUAAGAUUGUAUAAUUAAUUUGUGAAAUUUUGUUUUCGAGCAGAUCUCUCAGCUUUUAUCCAAAAAAAAUUCCCCCCGCAAAAAAUGAACUUUGCUCUCUCCAGGGACACAUAUGUUUCUUGAUGUUCUUUUUUUCAACAACAACAAAUACAAAUUGAGAACUGAGAACUGAGCAAAGAGCUCUGGCUCGAGAAAAAAGAGCUGGGAGUGGAGGAGAUCUAAUCAACACGAAUUUCGUAUGCUUCGUUAAUUUUUCGAGAGACAAAAAGCCUUGCUCUUUUGUCGAAUAAUUAAACAGAUUCAGAUUUCGAGAAUUCUUUUUAUUUCAUUUUAUUUCUUAUGCUUGAAUUGAGUUUCGGGGAAAUCUGGGAGACUACAGAAAAACAACGAGACUCCGAUGUAGUUAGUCUUUGGCUGAACACAUUUCUUGGGGGCUCUAGAAUUACAAAGGAAUUUUGAAUGUAUUGAAGAAGGUUUAGGCUCUAGAUUUUAGCCUUAGCUUUCCAUAACCUCCAAUAAAAAGUCCAAAGGCUAAUUCAAUUCCAUAGUUGUUUGCCUAUUCAGAAUUCGAAUAUGUUGUUCAAUAAAAUCGCCCGAAGUCUUUGAACUGCUUCAAAAAAAGGCGAUGCCAAACAAUGAAAAACUCGAUGAGCCCCUUCAGGUGUACUUUGGAUUCUAUGUCGAAAGUUUGGGCAAUUUUCGAGCAACUGAAAUGGUGAGUGAGUGGGAGAAAGGAAAUUGACAAAUUAUUCGGCGAAUGACUUGUUGACACGCAGACACGCAGUUAUUUAUUUUUUGCUAACAAACUUCCGGGAUUGAAAGAAGAGUUUCUUUGAUUAAUUGGUUUUUUCAGACAUUUGAUAUGGAUAUGUAUUUAUAUAUGAGUUGGCAAGACGAUGCAAUGAAGCAUAAUGGAACCGAGCACAUCCUUAUAAAUGGUUAAUUUUUUUUUGAAAUUUAUCUUGAAGCAGAAGCUUCCACUCGCUUCAAUCGAAAAAUCCCAUAAUAAUUUCCCUGUUUCAGAUCGCGAUAUUUUGGACAAAAUCUGGCUGCCGGAUUUGUACUUUGCCAACGCGCGCACAGCCUAUUUCCACAAAGUCACCCUCUACAACUUCAACAUGUUUAUCUCGCCAGCUGGCACAAUUUCAUAUGGAACGAGAGUGACAUUGAAUUUGGCGUGUAAUUUGGAUCUCAAAGAUUAUCCGCUCGAUUCGCAGACAUGUUUUAUCAAGAUUAUAAGUUGUGAGUUCUGAGAAGAAGCUGAGAAGACGGGAAGGAAAAAAAGAAAGUACACAUUUUCAGACAAAUUCAAUUUUAGUCAUUUUUUCGAAUUGUGAGGGAAGAAAAUACGAGAAAAUAGAAAACACAAAGAAUUUUUAUGGUGAUAUAAAAAUAGAAGAAAAAUUCUGGUCUGUUUUUCUAAAUUUGGAAAAUAGGCCCAAAAAUUGUUCUAAACCACCUUUUCUCAUUCCAGAUGCUCACGUGAAAAAUGAAAUGAAUGUAACGUGGUUUCCCGAUGCUCCAAUCCGCUACAAUCCCGAAAUCGAUCUUCCCGAAUAUCACAUCAAAAAACUUGACAAAGGUUACUGUAAUGGUGUAUUCUUAUACACUCUAACUCAUAAUUCAUCGCGUGUUGGUGAAUUCAGUUGUCUUUUGGGAAUGUUGAAAUUGAAGCGAGCAAUUGGUUUUCAUUUGGUACAAAGUUAUAUUCCAACUGGUUUGAUUGUUGCAAUUUCUUGGGUUUCAUUUUGGAUUGAUAGAAGAGCUGUUCCAGCAAGAGUUAGCCUAAGUUUUACAACUUUGUUGACUUUGAGCACACAAGGAAAUGGUAUUCGAUAUGCACUUCCAGCUGUCAGUUAUGCUAAAGCUAUUGAUUUUUUCUAUGGAGGUAAGUAUCUAACAUUACUGUAGUUUCUUGGCGUCAAAUGUAAUUUCAAAUUUCCUCAAAAAAUUACGUUUCAAAUAUAUAUAAUUACAGAAAAUGUUUGAGAAAUAUUGCUCACAUUCAGUAAUCUGUAAUUGUCAAAAAGAAUUUUUGCGCCAAAAUCUACAGUAAUCUUGUACUAGAGUACUAUUGUAUUUGAGUGCGCAUUUAUUGUUUCAUUUGACAUCUGAAGUCACUCAAGUAAAAAAAAACACAACAAUUAUGUAUUCAUUCUUAUUUUUCUUUUCAUUUCCCACUUAUUUUCAGUAUGCAUGUUAUUCAUCUUUGGCGUUUUGCUUGAAUUUGCCCUUGUCAACAGUUAUAUGCGAAGAGCCAACAAAUACAAUCAUAUGGCCGAUAAAAUACAAAGUGCAUAUGGUGGAAAACCGAUAAUUGCGGCUGAUUAUGAUUCAGAUUAUGAAGAAGGUCCAACAAAUUAUUAUGGAAAUUUGAAUAAGAAUUCGGCACAUUUGAUGUAUAAAGCACUACAGUUUUCGAGAAAAGCGUUGGCUAUUGAUAAAGCAGCAAGGUUUAUCUUUCCAUGUGAGUUUUGUUGCGAGUGUAAAUCGCAAGCUUCAAUCUCGAGAGAAAAUCUCGAAAUUUUUCCAGGUAUUUUCCUGAUCUUCAAUCUUUGCUAUUGGUGGUAUUAUAUGAAACAACGACGCGAUGCAGAAGAUGAAUAA